AUGAUAUUAUGCGAACGUGUUUCUAUUUUUAAUUUUUUCAUUCUCUCUUUCUUUCAUUCUCUCUCUCUCUUUUAUUCUCUCUCUAUCAUUCUCUCUCUCGCUCUUUCAUUCUAUCUCUUUCUCUCUUUUAUUCUCUCUCUUUCAUUCUUUCUCUCUUUCAUUCUCUCUCUUUUAUUCUCUCUCUCUCUUUCAUUCUAUCUCUUUCUCUCUUAUUCUCUCUCUUUCAUUCUCUCUCUCUCUUUUAUUCUCUCUCUCUUUCAUUCUAUCUCUUUCUCUCUUUUAUUCUCUCUCUUUCAUUCUCUCUCUCUCUUUCAUUCUCUCUCUCUUUUAUUCUCUCUCUCUUUCAUUCUAUCUCUUUCUCUCUUAUUAUCUCUCUUUCAUUCUCUCUCUCUUUCAUUCUCUCUCUCUUUCAUUCUAUCUCUUUCUCUCUUUUAUUCUCUUUCUUUCAUUCUCUCUCUCUCUUUUUCAUUUUCUCUCUCUCUCUUUUUUAUUCUCUCUCUUUCAUUCUAUCUCUUUCUCUCUUAUUAUCUCUCUUUCAUUCUCUCUCUCUUUCAUUCUCUCUCUCUUUCAUUCUAUCUCUUUCUCUCUUUUAUUCUCUUUCUUUCAUUCUCUCUCUCUCUCUUUUUCAUUUUCUCUCUCUCUCUCUCUUUUUCAUUUUCUCUCUCUCUCUUUUUUAUUCUCUCUCUUUCAUUCUAUCUCUUUCUCUCUUUUAUUCUCUCUCUUUCAUUCUCUCUCUCUUUCAUUCUCUUUCUCUCUCUUUCAUUCUCUCUCUCUCUUUCAUUCUCUUUCUCUCUUUUUCAUUCUCUCUCUCUCUCUUAUUCUCACUUAUCUUUUGCUCCUUCAGUUUCUUUCUCAUUCUUUUUUAUCAAUCCGUCUAAUAUAAUCUCCACAAUCCAAUUUCCCCUAAACUCGGAUGACCUCUCCUAA
Molecule: messenger RNA, 927 nt
Organism: Acanthosepion pharaonis
Lineage: Eukaryota; Metazoa; Mollusca; Cephalopoda; Sepiida; Sepiidae
Source: the annotation of a GenBank genome assembly